AUGGAAUCUGAGUUUGUAGCAUUGGCUGCUGUUGAUAUCCAGGAUUAUCAUACCAUUUCUCUAACAUUUUUUAACUCGGUCGCUGAGUUGGCUCGUGGGUCGACUCGGAUAACAGUGGAGCCUGUAUGGGAUCGAGAGAAGUUGUUGGCUCCCAGAGAUCCGCCUCGAGUGGAUUCACCUUUGAUAAAAGAGUUUCUGAGUUUGGACAAAGAAUUUUCACCGUAUAAAGAGAAUGUUGGUCGUGUUGUACGAGAAUGUUUUCACGUGAGGGAUGAGUGCUUAGAGAAUUUCAAAAGAUCAUUGUUUGAUCAAUGUGGAUUCAAAUUCACCACUUUUGAAGCUCUUGGUGCUUACAUUUGGAGAUCCAAGGUAAGGGCUUCAGGAGUGGAGGACAAUGAGAAGGUUAAAUUUGCAUACUCAAUUAAUAUAAGAAGAUUAGUAAAGCCAGCACUACCUAAUGGAUAUUGGGGAAAUGGUUGUGUUCCAAUGUAUGUUCAAUUGAGGGCCAAAGAUUUGAUAGAGAGGCCCAUUUGGGAAACAGCAGAGCUGAUAAGAAAGAGUAAAAGCAAUGUUUCUGAUGAGUAUGUUCGUUCAUUUAUUGAUUAUCAAGAGCUGCAUUUCGGUGAUGGGAUCACGGCGGGGAAAUGGGUGAGUGGGUUCACUGAUUGGAGACACUUGGGUCAUUCUACUGUUGAUUUCGGGUGA
Messenger RNA from Vicia villosa (hairy vetch), 705 nucleotides. Its product is annotated as 3'-N-debenzoyl-2'-deoxytaxol N-benzoyltransferase-like. The coding region runs from base 1 to 705 and encodes 234 amino acids. The record is from RefSeq and is a predicted model, not a curated record. Lineage: Eukaryota; Viridiplantae; Streptophyta; Magnoliopsida; Fabales; Fabaceae. The transcript is spliced from 3 exons.